Molecule: messenger RNA, 4436 nt
Organism: Ectocarpus sp. CCAP 1310/34
Lineage: Eukaryota; Phaeophyceae; Ectocarpales; Ectocarpaceae
Source: the annotation of a GenBank genome assembly
CUCUACCACCACGCUCUGCAGCCUCGUUCUGGUUGUUGAUCUUAUAAAUCAGCACAUCCCGCCCUACGGGAAACAGUGCAGCCAUGAAUAAGCCUGGCCAUCGAAGUAAAGCUUCCUAUCUCCCACGUUACACUCAAUCUGCUAGCCAGCCAGGCCGGCGGAGGGCAAGGAGUCAGCUCACGAAGCUUGCGACGACGUCGUCAUGUUUGCUGCUGCUGCUGCUGCUGCUUUGUCGUCGCCAGCGCGAGCACCUGGUAUAUGGCCUCGUGGCUCCUUCCCACGUUGGCGUAGCCAAAAGCACCUUUAGCAGGAGCAGCGGCGUGAGCGGGAGCUCCGCAUCUACCGUGGGAGGAUCGCCGCGGUGGUAUGGCAGGUGUCCCCGAACGAAACAUGGGCUCGAGAUGACGGUGACAUCACCACCUCCUCGGACACAGCAGCAGCAAGAGACCGAGACCAUCAAUGGCGGAACACAGUCAGUGAGGGAAAUGAGCGCACAGAUGAGCCAGAUGAGAAAAGAUCUCGAAGAGAACGAGGAAGCCCAGGCGUACAUGCAGGCGUUGCGGGGGGCGGGGAUCAGGGACUACGCCUCCGCGGAAGGAGAGAUGCGUCUCCUGGAGAUCGAGGACGGCGAGGCGGAGGGGGCGGGAGGAGAGACGGACAGACUUCCGGUGGUGUAUGACCCGGAGGCCCUCAAGGAUUACUUUGCUCGAAGACCACAGGUGGCAACGAGGCGAACCCUUCAGCUCGCUGGGGCGUUCUCGGGCUUCGUUACGAGCUACCUCCUCGACUUGGUGAGGGGAAAAGUGAAGGAGAACGAGAUUGCGCGGGCGAUACAGCUGCGCGAGAUUAUCACGUCGCUGGGCCCUUUCUACAUCAAGCUGGGGCAGGCGCUGUCGAUCCGACCGGACAUUCUGUCCCCCGGCGCGAUGGUGGAGCUGCAGAGACUUUGCGACAAGGUCCCGUCGUUCGACAGCACCAUCGCGUUCUUGACGAUGGAGUUGGAAUACGGGAGGCCCGUGGAGGAAAUAUUUGUGGAUAUCACACCGGAGCCUCUCGCGGCAGCCUCCCUCGGACAGGUGUACAAGGCGACGCUGCGAUCGAACGGAAAACCGGUGGCGGUGAAGGUGCAGCGGCCAGGAGUGCUUGAGACCGUCAGCUUAGACCUUCAUCUCGCCAGAGAACUGGGGUACCAGAUGAAGAAGAUCCCGUUCUUGGCGGAGCGGACGGAUCUCGUGGCCCUCCUGGACGAGUUCGCGAGUCGUUUCUUCGAUGAGCUGGACUACGUCAAGGAGUGCGCCAACGGCGUCGCCAUCAGGGACCAGAUGCAGCACAUCAAGCAGGUGGUGGUGCCAUUCAACUACCCCGAGUUCACGACCAGGCGGGUGUUUGUGUCGGAGUGGAUCGACGGCGAGAAGCUUAGCCAGAGCAAGGCGGACGACGUGCAGGACCUCGUCAAUGUGGGAGUCACGGCCUACCUCACCCAGCUGCUAGACACGGGCUUCUUCCAUGCGGACCCCCAUCCGGGUAACCUCAUCCGAACCCCGGAGGGCAAGCUGGCCAUCCUCGACUUUGGUCUCAUGACGCAGAUCACCGACAACCAGAAGUUCGGCAUGAUCGAGGCGAUCUCGCACCUGGUUCACCGAGACUACGAGGGGAUCGGGGACGACUUCAAGCGCCUCGACUUUAUCCCCGAAGAGGUGGACGUUACCCCGAUCAUCCCGGCCCUGACGAAUGUGUUCAACAUGGCCCUCGCCGGCGGUGGCGCUAAGAGCAUCAACUUCCAGGCCUUAGCCUCGGACCUGGCGCAAAUCACCUUUGACUACCCCUUUCGCAUCCCGCCGUACUUCGCGCUCAUCAUCAGGGCCAUCGGCGUGCUGGAAGGGAUCGCGCUGGUGGGCAACCCCGGCUUCGCCAUCGUGGACGAGGCCUACCCCUACAUCUCCAAGCGCCUGCUGACGGAUGACAGCCCCAGGCUCAGAGAGGCCCUACGCUACAUGAUCUACGGCAAGAGCAACGUCUUCGACGUGGAGAGGUUGAUCGACCUCCUUCAGGCGCUGGAAUCGUUCCAGGCCAAGGGAGACAAGACGACACCGACCCAACAAACGGGGUCCGCGCUAGCGACGACGACCUUGGCAGCGCCAGCGACUGCAGCAGCGGGAGGAGGACCGGGGCCGGGGAGGGUUGCGGCGGUGACAAGCCCGUCGAGCGACGCAAGGGAGGCGUUGAGGUUCCUGUUCGGGAAGGACGGGGAGUUCUUCAGGGAGUUCCUGUUGGAUGAGGUGGUGAAGGGCGCCGACUGCCUGGGAAGGGACGCGGCGAGAGAGCUGGCUUUCACGGUGGGCCUCAGGGGCAGCAACGUGCCCAACCUGCUGAGGGCGGUGACGCCGAAGCUCAGCGACGAGGACCGGAAGGUGGUGGACAACACCAACAAGCUCCUCGCCUUCCUGCUGGGGAACCUACAGGACGAGUCCCAGACAAACCAGCGACAGACGCCGGUCAACCCCGCCCAGGGACUGUUCGGCCUCCGCGUGGCAACUCCCCCCUUCAACCUCCUGGGCCUGGGGACAUCUGCGCGGGGCACCGCCUUGCGGGAGGAGCUGGCCCCAGUGAUUCGGGAGCUGGGGCCGGAGAUGAGGGAGUUCGGGUUGCAGGUGGUGGGCCGGCUCACCGAGAAGCUUGCCACGAGGGUGCUGCGCUACACCAGCGGGCGCGUCCUUAACAACUACUACAAUGACGGCGGCGGGGAAGGCAGAAGGGGCACGAGCCGCGGAGGCCCCGGUGGUCAGUACGGCACAAGAGCAUCUCCAGCAGCAGCGGGAGCGGGAGCGGCAACGUCUUCGUCGUUUUCCACGCGCGGCAAUGGGGUUUCUAGCCCCGGGAGGGUGGCGAGGCCGGGGGGUCGAAAGUUCGGAGAGGGCUUGUGAAGAGGGGGGGUACAGUGAGGGGCAUGACCGACUGGCUGUGCCCCCGGUUGAUUGUAGAUGGAAGUUGGGCUGGUCUUCACCGCCGUAUGGGGACUCUCUGCGGAAGCGCCAGACGGUUGGAGUUCACAGGUUUUUGCAGCUUGUUUUUGCCGCUGAGGAAAGUUUUUGAGUCGGGUGAUUCUUUGUUUUGUGUGGUCCGUGAUUCGUUGUUUUCGGUAGUUUUUUUUUCUCCAUAACAGGAACAGGAGUGGGGGGAAGGGGUUAGAGUGCACGCGCCUUAGGAGUGAUGUAUUCGGGGUUGUCUUCUCGCAGACUGUUCCCCCCCCCCACUGGUAGUGCGGUCGGGGUUGAUCGGUCUCUCAUGCGGUUUGGUUGCAGUCACUUCGGCUUUUCAUUUGCACACAAUGUCUGGUAAUUUCAGCUUUCGGCAUCCCCCGGGCGCCUUUGAAACUUGGACAGUAGGGAGAUACAUACGGUCGGUCGGUUAAGACCGCGGUGUCGUCUUGGCCGCUAGCGCUGGCGUUGUUUUGGCACGUCGACCCCCACGUGGUAUCGAGAGGUGCGUGGGUCUGUCGCUUGCGUGGCAACUGGGAACUAUAUUUUUCCUCUGUUCACAGUGGAGGGCCAUCCCGGUGCAUGCUUUUGUUGCUCCUUGGUAUCCAGAUACGAAGAGGUCCGGCCGAUCUGGGUUCACUGAGAGGACCAGUGAGGCAAUGUGAUAUAUCCACGUGCGAGGUCCUCGGUGUCAAAAUAAGGUCGUGCUGAUACAUUUUGCAUUUGAUGACGUCGCAAGCCAGGGGGGUGUAGGGAGGGGGCCUCGUGGGUACGCCGCAGCUCGAAGCAUCUCACAGGCGCUGUUUUCUUCGCCUCAGGGUUCGGGAGUUCGUUGCGCUUAGGGCCCUUGGUCAAAUCGCAGAGGGAGCAGGGAUGCAUCCCAGGGAGACGCCCCGUAGUUUUUCAUGGCAGGAUGGGCAUAUUGCCGAUACAUGGCCUUUACGUUAGGAAAGCUCCGGCUUGUUUAUAGGCAUACAUACGGUGUGCACACAGGCAUGCGAUGUGGUAUUGGUUUGCCUUUUGGCGGUUGUGUUGGAGGAGGUUGUCUGAUUUAAUAUGAAUUCAGCCAUGCUGAGCAGUGUGAUACUUUCUUCGCAGUGCUGCAGAGACCCAUGUGGUAGUAGACCCAUGUGGUAGACCCAUGUUGUACCCGUGUGAAGGAUGCGGUACAUCUGGGCUCAGAAACGAGGAAACUUGAGUGGACGGCCUACGUUCGAACUGCUGGGUGUACGCACGGUCCGGUUGUCGAAACGUGCACGCUGCAACAGACGUGGGUCAUUGUACAAACCGAUGCGAAAUCUUGACGAGUAAGUGUGCGCUGUGAUAACUCGUAUUCUCUUGGACGUCACAGCUGUGUCGCUGGUUGUUCUGGUGGCUUCAAUUCUCUGCUGAGGACCAACCAACCUGGAAAGACGAGGAAAGACAACAUUCCCUCAUUCAUGUAUAUUGUGCGUUUCU